Hippopotamus amphibius kiboko is the source of this 2681-nucleotide messenger RNA. It is a transcript of the gene DTX2, whose product is annotated as deltex E3 ubiquitin ligase 2. The record is from RefSeq and is a predicted model, not a curated record. Bases 410 to 2266 code for a protein of 618 amino acids. NCBI's taxonomy places the organism in Eukaryota, Metazoa, Chordata, Mammalia, Artiodactyla, Hippopotamidae. Gene Ontology annotation, biological process: protein ubiquitination; Notch signaling pathway. Gene Ontology annotation, cellular component: nucleoplasm. Gene Ontology annotation, molecular function: zinc ion binding; ubiquitin protein ligase activity. The transcript is spliced from 11 exons.
UAGGACCGGACCGGGUGGGAGAGUGGACGCCGGGGUGGAAGCCGAAGGGCUGGCAGCGGGAGGGGCGCAGACCCUGAGAGUUUGGUCAGUCGGUCGGCGUGUACCCUUUCCCACAGCACCUGAGGAGGCGGCGCUGGUGGUGCCACCGGACUGCCCUAGUUGAGGUGUGGGUUCUGCUGGGGUCUGCCUCGCGGUGGACGGCUCGCUGGAGCCGGGGGCUGUACUUCAGAGGAGUUUGGCUCCUAACUGCUCUCCGCGUCUCAGGUUCUGGUAUCUCCAUCAAGAGGGCACAGUGUGUGCCAGCUCUACAGAGAGAAAAGGUCUCCUGGAAGCACUGGGCAAUGAACCUGAGACGCCAGCCCAGAGUGGUCUGAAGCCAUUGCGGAAAACAGAGGGAGUCCUGGGGAAGAUGGCCAUGGCCCCAAGCCCUUCCUUGGCUCAGGUGUACACCAGCCCAGUGGCAGUGGCCGUGUGGGAAUGGCAGGAUGGGCUGGGCACCUGGCACCCCUACAGUGCCACCGUCUGCAACUACAUCGAGCAGCAGUUUGUGCAGCAGAAGGGCCAGCGCUUCGGCCUGGGGAGCCUGGCCCACAGCAUCCCCUUAGGCCAGGCUGACCCCUCGCUGGCUCCUUACAUCAUCGACCUCCCCAGCUGGACGCAGUUCCGCCAGGACACUGGCACCAUGCGGGCCGUGCGGAGACACCUGUUCCCCCAGCACUCGGCCCCAGGCCGGGGCAUCGUCUGGGAGUGGCUGAGUGACGACGGCUCCUGGACGGCGUAUGAAGCCAGCGUCUGCGAUUACCUGGAGCAGCAGGCGGCCAGGGGCAACCAGCUUGUAGACUUGGCUCCCUUGGGGUACAACUAUACCGUCAACUACACCACCCACACGCAGACCAAUAAGACUUCCAGCUUCUGCCGGAGCGUGCGGCGCCAGGCGGGGCCCCCGUACCCAGCAACCACCAUCAUUGCUCCACCGGGCCACAUGGCGGUGGCCUGCUCUUGCCAUCAGUGCCUCAGCGGUGGUGCAACUGGCCCCGUGUCAGGCCGCUACCGCCACUCUAUGACCAACCUCCCCGCCUACCCUGUCCCCCAGCCCCCCCACAGGACCGCUGUUUUGGGGGCCCACCAGGCCUUUGCCCCAUACAACAAGCCCUCACUCUCUGGGGCCAGAUCUGCGCCCAGGCUGAACACCACCAACCCCUGGGCUGGGGUGCCCCCUGCCCUGGGGAACCAGCCCCUCUACCGCUGCAGCCUCUCCCACCUGGGACUGCAGCACCAGCUCCCAGGACUGUCUGCUGCCGGUGCAGCCAGUGCCUCCCUGCCCAGCGGUCCAGCGAGCAGCCCCGGGAGUGUCCCCGUCACGGUACCCGUGCAGAUGCCGAAGCCCAGCAGGGUCCAGCAAGCCCUCGCAGGCAUGACGAGUAUUCUGAUGUCAGCCAUUGGACUCCCUGUGUGUCUUAGCCGCGCACCCCAGCCCGCCAGCCCUCCCGCCUCCUGUCUGGCCUCUAAAAGUCACAGCUCAGUUAAGAGAUUGAGGAAAAUGUCCAUGAAAGGAGGGCCUCCAAAGCCAGAGCCAGAGCAGGUGAUAAAAAACUACACUGAAGAGCUGAAGACGGCCCCGGAUGAGGACUGCAUCAUCUGUAUGGAGAAGCUGUCCAUGGCGUCAGGCUACAGCGACAUGACUGACAGCAAGACCAUUGGGCCAAUGGCCGUGGGCCGCUUGGCCAAGUGCAGCCACGCCUUCCACCUGCUCUGUCUGCUAGCCAUGUACUGCAAUGGGAACAAGGACGGAAGCUUGCAGUGUCCUUCCUGCAAAACCAUCUAUGGGGAGAAAACUGGGACCCAGCCCCGGGGGAAGAUGGAGGUGUUCACGUUCCAGGUGUCCCUCCCCGGCCACGAGGACUGCGGGACGAUCCUCAUAGUCUACAACAUUCCCCACGGCAUUCAGGGCCCGGAACACCCCAACCCUGGGAAGCCGUUCACUGCCAGAGGGUUUCCCCGCCAGUGCUACCUUCCGGACAAUGCCCAGGGCCGCAAGGUCCUGGAGCUGCUGAAGGUGGCCUGGAAGAGGCGACUUAUCUUCACAGUCGGGACGUCCAGCACUACGGGCGAAAGCGACACUGUGGUGUGGAACGAGAUUCACCACAAGACAGAGAUGGACCGCAACGUGACAGGCCACGGCUACCCUGACCCCAACUACCUGCAGAAUGUGCUGGCCGAGCUGGCCGCCCAGGGGGUGACCGAGGACUGCCUGGAGCAGCAGUGACCUGCCCACGGCCUGGCUGGCCCGUCUCCGCCCCCCGCGUGGAGCUGCCCGCGGGGUGGGCAGGCGGGAAGGUGCCUUUCCUCAGGGGCCGGGAUGUUGGCUGGGGACGUAGGCGUACUCCACCUGGAGCCUGGGCUUCUCCUGCCUGCCUGCUCCCUUCCCUGUGCCCACCAGGCCUGGGUCUGUGUGGGAGUUGGGCGAGCCUGGGGGUCGCACCUGUGGGGGCUCUGGCUGCAGCUACCUCAGUGCGUGGGCCCCUCUGUCCUCGCGGGCUGUGUUGGGCUCUCAGUGCCGGAGGCCCCACGGUGGGUAAGGAGAGACUGCCUGCUGCGCCCCCAGCCAGGGGCAGGCCUGGGUCUGGGUCAGCUUCUCUUACCUCAGAUGUUCUGUUUGCAAUAAAUACCCUGUAGCCAAA